Molecule: messenger RNA, 2338 nt
Organism: Aphidius gifuensis
Lineage: Eukaryota; Metazoa; Arthropoda; Insecta; Hymenoptera; Braconidae
Gene: Eip78C
Product: ecdysone-induced protein 78C-like
Exons: 5
Coding region: 191-1603 (470 amino acids)
Biological process (GO): regulation of DNA-templated transcription
Molecular function (GO): sequence-specific DNA binding; zinc ion binding; nuclear receptor activity
Source: RefSeq, a predicted model, not a curated record
AAAAAUCAAAGCUCAAAUAAAGUGUUAUAAAUAAUUGAAUAAAUUUUUUUAAUAUAAAAAACGAGUGAUAUUAGUUUAACAAAAAAAAAAAAUUUAUAUUUUCAGAAAAAAAGUAUUUAAAUUGUUUAAAAAAAAAGUGAUUAAGAAUGUUCAAUUGAUAGUAAUAGUUUAGAAAAAAAAAAAAAUAAUAAUGAAUGUAUUUAAAAUUGAUCAGUCGUUGACGACUGGACUUUGUAGUACAACACCAGACACACUGACAUCAGAUGCAUCAUUUGAUGCAGGAAAUGAAUUUAAUCUUAGUUAUUUUGAUGGUCCUGAGGAUAAUAGUACACAAGGAUUUAGUGAUCCUGGUUCAGUUGGUAGUGCAAGUGUAUCACCACCUCCUGGUACACCAGGAAAUAUAACUGUUAAUUCAACAAAUAAUAAUUUACAACAUAUACAAGUGACCACUGGUAUCGCCAUUAAGCAAGAACAACAUUACGCAGCAGCUGAUUCAAAUAGUUCAACUCCAGCAAAGAGUUUCGUUCCAUGCAAAGUAUGCGGUGACAAAGCCAGUGGAUUUCAUUAUGGUGUUACUAGUUGUGAGGGUUGCAAGCAAAUAACACCUGGAAUCAACAACAACAACAACAACAACAACAGCAACAACAACAAUAAUAAUACAACAACGAGUAAUAAUAAUGUCAAUAAUAAUAGUAAUAAUAACAAUAAUAACAACAAUAACAAUAUUAAUAAUAAUAACAACAACAACAAUCAAAAUCAAAAUGUUAUUUCACGUAUACCAACUACAGUUGUUGAAGCUGAUCAAUCAGAUGCUGAUGGUAAACAAUUAGCUGUUUAUGAUGUUAUACUACAAGUAUCACAAGCACAUAAUGCACAUUGUGGAUUUACUGAAGAAUCAACGAGGGGUAUUACUAAAAAACCAAUGAUCAUACCGCCUGCAAGCCCAGAAGAUCCAGAGGCAGCAUCAUCAACUGCUGAAACAGUUGAAUCACAAAGAAUUUGGUUGUGGCAACAAUUUGCAACAAGAGUUACACCAUCAGUACAAAGAGUAGUAGAAUUUGCAAAACGUGUUCCUGGUUUUUGUGAAUUAACACAAGAUGAUCAAUUAAUACUUAUUAAAGUUGGAUUUUUUGAGGUAUGGCUUUGUCAUAUAUCACGUAUGACAAGUGAAAGUUCAAUGACAUUUGAAGAUGGUACAUAUAUUACAAGACAACAAAUUGAACUUAUGUAUGAACCUGAUUUUGUAAAUGCAUUGAUGCAAUUUACAUUAUCAUUAAAUGCACAUCAAUUAUCAGAUGCUGAAUUAGGAUUAUUUUCUGGUGCUGUUUUAUUAAGUGAAAGACCUGGUUUAAAUGAUGUUAAAGCUGUACAAAAAUUACAAGAUCGUUUACUUGAAGGUUUAAGAAUACAAGGAACAAGAAAUCAUACAAAUGAUAUAUCACCAAUUAUUGGAAUUUCACAAAGGUUACCAGAAUUACGUGCACUUGGUUUACGACAUGCAAAUUUACUUGAAUGGUUUAGAAGAAAUUGGAUUAAAUUAAAACUUCCACCAUUGUUUGCUGAAAUAUUUGACAUUCCAAAAUGUGAAGAAGAUUUACAAUGAAAUAAAUAAUUUUAAAAACAAUUACAAUUAAACAUUUAUAAAUUUUACUGAUCAAAUAACAAAAUAGACAUAUCGAAAAAAAAAAAAUAUCACAAGAGAAAUUACCUUCUUCGACAAUUGUCUCAUCUAAAAACGUAAUAAUAAAAAAAAUAUAUUAAAUUAAAAAUAAAGUACCCCUGAAUAAUACUCAUCAUCAAGCUAAGAAAAAAAGAAAAUAGUAAAAACAAAAAAAAAUUAAAGAUAAAAAAAUUUCAUAGGCGUGUUUUAGAUGCAUGCUUCACAAUCUACGCAAUCUAUUUUUAUUACUCGACUUAGACUAGUACGAAAGAAAGCCAAUUUCAUGAUAAUAGUUUUUUUUAUUUUUCAAAUAAUUUGAAGAUAAAAAAAAAUAUAAAAAAAUUACAUAUCUUUAAAUCUUUUUCUCUGAACGAAAAAUAAAACCAUAAAUAAAUAUUUUCUUUUUUUUUUUUUUUUUUUUUCGUUUAUAAAUAUCAAUAAAAUAAUGUGAAUACAGAUCAGCAUGGUGAUUAUUCUCACAAAGGAAUUGGAUUGUAUCGUAAAGUAGAUAAAAAAAAAAAAACAUAUUUAUAUAAAUAUAUUUAAAAUAAACGUCGAUAAGGUGACAAUUAAUUUGCUCAGAAUUUGCACAAUCAUAUCAUUAAUUUAUCCUUCUAUUUUUCAUGAUGAAAAUGAAACUGAAACUGACAAUGACUAGGCUUAAAAAAAAAAAUACAU